Messenger RNA from Nerophis lumbriciformis (worm pipefish), 7176 nucleotides. RefSeq names its product myocyte-specific enhancer factor 2D homolog. Gene Ontology annotation, molecular function: protein dimerization activity; DNA-binding transcription factor activity, RNA polymerase II-specific; RNA polymerase II cis-regulatory region sequence-specific DNA binding. The record is from RefSeq and is a predicted model, not a curated record. Gene Ontology annotation, biological process: cell differentiation; positive regulation of transcription by RNA polymerase II; heart development. NCBI's taxonomy places the organism in Eukaryota, Metazoa, Chordata, Actinopteri, Syngnathiformes, Syngnathidae.
UCGCCUUGGUGGACAGUAUAGUGACUUAAAAAAAUGAAAUGGAAUAAAAUGUUGCAGAUUCUUUCAGACCGAGACGCCAUUUUAGCGUAAAAUACUCAAUGGUUCUUCACUGAGAAGUAUCCUAUACGGAACUAGCGUCGGCAGACGUGUCUUUUGGGUUUUUAUCGGUUAUAUUUCAGGCUCUUCUCUUCAGCUCCAUCCACAAACAACCUGCCAGAGAAAUGAGUGUGCGUCAUUGUCCUCCACUGCCUUCUUCUUUCUGAGUGUUUAUCCAGGCUGACGAGGAAAAGAAAGCUUUUUGGCCUCACUUAAUUUUUUUUUUACUUGACAAUUUGACUGCCGCAAAGCAUCAUGGGUAGGAAAAAGAUACAGAUCCAACGGAUCACAGAUGAAAGAAACAAACAGGUGACAUUCACAAAGCGAAAGUUUGGCUUGAUGAAGAAAGCAUACGAGCUGAGCGUGCUGUGCGAUUGCGAGAUCGCCCUGAUCAUCUUCAACCACGCCAACAAGCUGUUCCAGUACGCCAGCACCGACAUGGACAAGGUUCUGCUCAAGUACACCGAGUACAAUGAGCCCCACGAGAGUCGCACUAAUGCAGAUAUCAUUGAGACUUUGAGAAAGAAAGGCUUCAAUGGCUGUGACAGUCCUGAGCCUGAUGGCGAAGACUCCAUUGAUCAGAGUCCCCUCAAUGAUGACAAGUUCCGUAAGACCACAGAAGACCUGGAUGUUCUCUUCAAACGCUACGGACAGUCUACAGCUCCGCCGCAGACCUUCUCCAUGCCUGUCACCGUGUCCAAUCCCAACACGCUGCAAUUCAGUAACCCCGGCAACGCGCUGGUAACUACCUCCUACGUAACGUCGCCGUCGCUCACAGACGCCCACCUCCUGUCGCCGCAGCAACCGGCUCCUCAGAGGAACACCGUGUCUCCUGGGUUGCCACAGCGACCGGCCAGUGCAGGAGCGCUUCUUGGAGGUGACCUGAAUAAUUCAAAUGGCGGCUGUCCAAGUCCAGUCCCUAACGGCUACACCAGUGCCAGGGCCUCCCCGGGCCUCCUGGGCGUAUCCAACGGCAACAGCCUGGGCAAGGUGGCUCCAGCCAAGUCUCCGCCCCCGCCUCAGAGCCCCCAGAUGGUUAACAACCGCAAGCCGGACCUCCGCGUCAUCACCUCUCAGGGCGGGAAGAGCCUGAUGCAAAUGACAGAGGAUGAGCUGGAAUUGGUAAACGAGAAUGCCCAGCGGCUGGCAGCCGGAGCCCAGGUGGCGCAAACCCUCAGCACACCUGUGGUGUCGGUGGCCACGCCAAGCCUCCUGGCACAGGGGCUGCCCUUCUCCGCCAUGCCCACAGCGUACAACACAGAGUACCAGCUGACGAGUGCAGACCUUACUGCGCUACACGCCCUGGCGUCUCCUAGCGGCUUGUUGCCCAGCAGCGUGGCGUCUUGGCAGCCGCAGCAGACCAUCUCCCAGCAACAGCAGCAAACACAACAGCAGCAACAACUUAGUCUUGCAUCGCUCAGCAACUUGGUCAUGUGGGGUGUGGACAAACAGAGCAGCGAGCUGUCUAGCCAGGUGUCCAGUCUGGCUGCCAAUCUGAGUCUCAGCUCGCCGUCCAACCUGCUCUUGGGUAGAGAUGAGUGGUUGGGCCGGCCUGUGACACACAUACCCCAGGGCGCCAUGUUGACGGUCAACACCAGCUCCGGCGUGUGCAUUAAGUCUGAGCCAGUAUCGCCUGGUCGUGACCGCAGCACUCCUUGCCCUCCUCCGGCGCCGCCACCUUCCACCACUGUCACACUGACCGCACCGCCGCAGUACCCAGGUUCCCUGCUGUGCCUGGAGCCCCCGACCGGGCGCUCACCAGCAGACAGCGUGAGCAGCAAUGCCAGCUCCUUCGAAGGCAGCGAUCGCGAAGACACGGGCGGAGGCGCUAACAUUGUAACCGCCACCGCUACAGGAAACGUUGGGCCGGGCCGCUCUGACUUCAGCCCCUCGCCGGAGCUGCUGAGGGCAUCCAACGAAGUGGAGCAAGAGGGCGGCAACAUCAAGCGUACGAGAUUAGAUGCCUGGGUGACAUAAGCCAGGAGACGCUCCUCACAACAAGAAGGUUUGAAUGGCACUUCAACACAACACACAUCACAACACAACAUUCUUACUAGUAACACAACAUCGUACGUUUGAGACACAAUCACACGCUUCUUUCUGCUGACUCACUUGUUUGUGGCGUAGAGACAAGCGAGCGAGGAAGAGGCACCACUUCCUGCUUUUCCCCAAACAGGAAGUAUUGAUAACUGCCACAUUAACUAUUAAUCAGUGGAGUGCCAAGCGCCCCCCCCUCCGUCCUCCCGGGGACCUCAAAUGUCUCGCUCACGGUGCACGGACACUGACCACCUGUCACUCGCGUCCACUUUUUGUCUCUUCAGCUUUUAACGGCCAUGUUGUGUUCCAGGUGUGUCGUUACCAACUAGCUUUGAUGUCCUCUCUAGCGCACCAACAAGCUUGGUUUCUUUUCUCCUCGCCACGCUUUUCUAUAUUUCUACGUCUUCAAAGCUUUUUGGCUUGAUGCGUGUGUCUGUACAUACAGUAUAUUUGCAUAGACUUUGCUAGCUAGCCCUAAAAAAAAAAAACAAGCAAUGUGUCGACUCAGUGGAUCUGCUUAUCAUAAUUAUUCUAAACGAGCGUGACUUGGAUGUGUGUCUCUAGAUGGCCAUGGCGUGUUGGUGAAUCUAUUUAGGCCUGCUUGGUUGUGUUGUGGUCAUUGUUUUGCUACACACUUUGAGAACACGCACACAGCACACAAUCACUUGGCACAUGUUCAUAUCUUACACACAUUUAGCGCUUUUUCUACUUCAAGACAUGAACUGUCUUCUUUGAUGUCAUUUAAUAUGAAUUUGUUCAAUCAUUUCAGCUGUGUGUGUGUGUGUGUGUGUGUGUGUGUGUGUGUGUGUGUGUGUGUGUGUGUACACACGUUCUAUAGGAAAUAGAUGCCUACUAUCCCCAACCACACGGUCACUAGACUGUUAGUAAGCCCCACCCCCUUGAUUGUCACACACAGAGCUAAAUGUGACAAGUAACAUUUUUGAAAAGACAUUUUUAGCAGCUAUCCUAAACAAAUGUAAGCGCAGACUGUUAUUGCAUUAUGACACAAUCCACCUUUUAAAACUCUUUUGCUUUUUUCAAACUAGUGCUCGCUCUGCGCCAUGCCAGAAUCUCCGUGAAAAAAGAGAAAAGGGUGGGACGGAGGAUGCCAAGUUUAUGCCAACAAUACGACGCUAUGGUCACGUAGCCUUUAAAGUCAACGUUGAACAAUCGCUGUUCAAAUUUGACAGAAUUAAUACUUGGACUAAUGCAAAAACAUCCAUUGCAAAUUUGUAUUUUUGUUUUUUCUCACAAAGAAAUUAAUGUACGGUAUCCAAAAAUCUUUGUUGACAUCUUUUUUCCAAUGAAAAAAAGAAGCUAAGUUUGGAGCUACAUACUUAAACUGGUGAAUAUUAUAAUAGUGAAUAUUUCCAUACCAAACAUUUUUUGGCACUUAAAGCAUGAAUCUCAACUUUUUCUUUAAAAAAUACAAAGAAUAAAGAUGUUAAAAAUACAUUUGAUUAAUAAUAUUUUUGUUCACAAACAAAAGUUUGCGGCUGUAAACAACAUACCUUUCUAUGGGAGAGAGUUGAAAGUGGGGUUACCAACUCCCUGGGAAAAAAACCCCCAGCACAAACUUGUUGUCUGGCUGAUUAACUUUCUGUUCUUUUUUCUGAAAGGAUGUUUAAACUAUUUGACUCUAUCCUGAAUUCAAUUAGAUGCAAGUUUUGGAGUAUUACAUCACAUGGUCAAAACUAAUUGUUCAAUAAUAUUUUUUUCCUAAUAUCUUAAAUAUAAAACUUUACUGCUAAACAGAAUAAAACUAUCCAUUCAAUGGUGUGUAUGUUAAUUUAACAACUUCUAUAACGCCAAGAGAGUAGAGUUGUUAAAAAAUGACAGUAACUAGAAUUAGUUACUAGUUACUGUCAGUGAUCUAUUUGUAGCUUCCCUGUCAGACAAAAACGAGCUCCAAACUAACCUCAUGGCUUUUUUUUUUUCCAAAAUAAAAUUUCACUACGGUUAAAAAAUAACGAAGUUACAUUUGGUGUCUGAAGACCAGAAGCGAGGUUAACUCUUGCUAGUGAGCUUGCUGCUUUCCAGGCAAAUAUUGAAUAAUGAUGCCAUAAAAGUGUAAUGCAUUGAGUUUGAUGGGUGAGCGAUCAGAAACGUUAGCCUCAAUGAAACAAUUUAAACUAUUUUUGAUUGUCGCGUGUAGGGAUGCAACAAUUACCUGUUUAAACUAUUAACCGUCAUUAAAAAGACAAUGGUUAUUUAACUGCAAAGACUCCUCCACACUGUGUGUUUCAGCCCUCACUCACUAUAUAAACAAACGUUAUUCUGGUACGGUAUAUUCGGCACAACCUGAACGGAACGAAAACAAAGUUGCCAGCGGUGCACUUGCUUAUACACAACUAUGGAGAGACACGCUAGUAUGCUACAUUAGCUUCAAAAUGGCAAAAGGACAUGAAAAUGAGCAGGGAGUCAUUGAUGACGAUUGCUCAGCCAUUUUAAAAACUUGGGUCUAAUAUGUACAACAUUGUGCAGCUUUACACACCAAAGUAAAGGUAAGCUGUAAUAACUGAGUUCAGUUAUGUUAUUAGCAAGUUACUUCAUGAAGAAUUGAGUUAACUAUAAAGGUGUCACUUACAAUCAGGAGCUUAGCAUUAAACUAGUGCUUCUCAUUUAUUUUCUAUUACACCCCACCCCAUUCUCUGUUGCGACUAUAAAUAGUGUAAUUUGUCUAUAAAAUUGUUAUAAGUACACCUCUGCAUAACAUUGUAUCCUUAAGAUUAAAGAAUAAAUAAAUAUUGAUCGACUAACGACAACUUUUUUUGUCAGAAAAGAUUUAAAGUGCACCAAUUUGCCUGAAAUGUAAGAUAUAUACAGUCGUGGUCAAAGGUUUAAUACGCUUGUAAAGAACAUAAUGUCAUGGCUGUCUUGAGUUUCCAAUCAUUUCUACAACUCUUAUUUUUUUGUGAUAGAGUGAUUGGAGCACAUGUUUUUCACAAAAAAACAUUCACGAAGUUUGGUUCUUUUAUGAAUUUAAAAUGGGUCUACUGAACAUGUGACCAAAUAUGCUGGGUCAAAAGUAUACAUACAGCAACAUACAUUAUCAAUUUUGGUGAUGUAGAAAAGUUACAAUCAAAUUAAAUUAGCUGCAUGGCAUGGCCUCUUAACUGCAUGUGAGUGAUUAUGAUUGAUGACACCUGUUGACUUCUCUGAGCCCAUUUUAAAUAGGGCUCAUGUGAUGCAGUCAUUAGAUUCGGUUACAAACGCGACAAUGGGAAAGUCAAAGGAACUCAGCACAGAUCUGAAAAAACGAGUCGUUGACUUGACCAAGUCAGGAAAGUCAGUUGGAGCAAUUUCAAAGCAGCUUAAGGUCCCAAGAGCAACUGUGCAGACAAAUGUUCGUAAGUAUAAAGUGCAUGGCACGGUUUUGUCACUGCCACGAUCAGAAAGAAAACACAAGCUAUCACCUGCUGCUGAGAAAAAAUUGGUCAGGAUGAUCAAGAGUCAACCGAGAACCACCAAAAAGCAGGUCUGCAAUGAAUUGGAAGCUGCUGGAACACAGGUGUUAGUGUCCACAGUCAAGGAAGCCCUUGCUCCAGAAGCGACACCUUAAGGCUUGUCUAAAGUUUGCUGCUGAUCACAUGGACAAAAAUAAGACGUUCUGGAGGAAAGUUCUGUGGUCAGAUGAAACAAAAAUUGAGCGGUUUGGCCACAAUACCCAGCAAUAUGUUUGGAGGAGAAAGGGUGAGGCCUUUAUCCCAGGAACACCAGCCCUACUGUCAAGCAUGGUGGUGGUAGUAUUAUGCUCUGGGCUUGUUUUGCUGCCAAUGGAACUGGUGCUUUAAAUGGGACAAUGAAAAAGGAGGAUUACCUCCAAAUUCUUCAGGACAACCUAAAAUCGUCAGCCCGGAGGUUGGGUCUUGGGCGCAGUUAGGUGUUCCAACAGGACAAUAACCCCAAAUACAUGUCAAAAGUGGUAAAGGAAUGGCUAGAAUUAAUGUUUUAGAAUGGCCUUCCCAAAGUCCUGACUUAAACCCCAUUGAGAACAUGUGGACAAUGCUGAAGAAACAAGUCCAUGCCAGAAAACCAACAAAUUUAGCUGAACUGCACCAAUUUUGUCAAGAGGAGUGGUCAAAAAUUCAACCAGAAGCUUGUGGAUGACUACCAAAAGCGCCUUAUUGCAGUGAAACUUGCCAAGGGACAUGUAACCAAAUAUUAACAUUGCUGUAUGUAUACUUUUGACCCAGCAGAUUUGGUCACAUUUUCAGUAGACCCAUAAUAAAUUCAUAAAAGAACCAAACUUCAUGAAUGUUUUUGUGACCAACAAGUAUGUGCUCCAAUCACUCUUAUCACAAUAAAAUAGGAGUUGUAGAAUUUAUUGGAAACUCAAGACAGUCAUGACAUUAUGUUCUUUACAAGUGUAUGUCAACUUUUGACCACGACUGUAUAUCCUUAUUUAAACUACACAUUUUUGACUUGAACCAUUUGAUACUGAAAAAUAAAAUGAAAGAAAAAUGAAUGCAAAUUGAUCAGCCACAUGAACUCAGGAGCAAAAUAUUUAAACAUUUUAAACUACAAAAAAAGUAAUAAAACAAUUUGUGGGGAUUUUCUAAAAAUCAAAAUGAGGAAAUCAGGAUUAAUGAUUUAAUGACUAUGAGCACAUUUUGCAAUGCACCGCUGUUUGAAGUAUGAUACUGCAUUAUACUGAAAAAGCAUGUUCACAUUUUUUUCUUAUAUCAGAAUCACAAUCAGCUUUAACACAAGGAAUUUGAUUUUUUAGACUUUAACACAAGGAAUUUGAUUUUUUAGACUCUUUGUUCAAUGCAGUUUCAAUGGUUGCUGCUUGUAAAAGGUAACAAAACUACACUUUAUUCUCCCCUCACUGAAUGUUGUUUGCCAAAUAUGUAAACAGUCCUUUGAGUUAAAUUUGAAAAUGAAGUCACUUUAAAACUAACCACACUAGAGAAAGUACAUUAUACAAGUGCACAUACAUGUACGAAUCAUGUUAGAUUAAUAUCAUUUGGAAUAAACAGAAAAGCAAUACAUUUAUGCAUGAUGAAGGUAGAACUCUUAAUGCUGCUAGCUUAAUGCUAA